AUGCGCCAGCAACAGCAACAGCAGCAGCAGCAACUGCAGCAGCAGCAGCAGCAGCAGCAGCAGCAACCGCAGCAGCACUCCACUGGCCCAGAUGAACUCCUCGAGGAGCUCUGGGGGGGCGCAGGAGGCCUGCAGGGCUACCUGCCGCUUACGAAACCCCUGAAGCAGCAGCAGCAGCAGCAGCAGCAGCAGCAGCAGCAGCAGCAAGAGCAGCAGCAGCAGCAGCAGCCACAGCAGCACGACGAAACUGCUGCUGCGGAAGCAGCAGAAGACCUCCAGCAGCAAAGCGACUAUUACUCUUUGGCAUUUCUUUUUUUCCAAGAAAGAAAUGCGCAGCAGCAGGAGCAUCUCCACAAGCCUCUGAGGGAGCUGGAGAGCGUGCUAAACCCUCUUUGCUGCUCGCUGCGCUUCUUGCGGGGCCUCGCGCUGCAGCAGCAGCAGCUGCAGCAGUCGCGGGACAAAUUGCUGCUGUCUUGUGCGGGGAUAAAAGGAGCUCUCAAGUACUUGCUGCAGCGCCAGACGCAGGCCGAGGUAAACCCUAAACCCUAA
Molecule: messenger RNA, 549 nt
Organism: Eimeria necatrix
Lineage: Eukaryota; Apicomplexa; Conoidasida; Eucoccidiorida; Eimeriidae
Exons: 3
Coding region: 1-549 (182 amino acids)
Source: RefSeq, a predicted model, not a curated record